ACUGUCAGUCAAGAGGACAAUGACCCCAGCGCCCGAAAUCCGAUGCUCUAUGACCCACUGCAGGACGGUGUGGUUAGGACUUCCAAAAGGAUGCAGUACGUUGCCGCACUGGUUGUUUGUCUCGGUGCUGUAGCUGCUGGCACAGCAUUAGCAUGGACCUCGCCAGUGUUGCCACAAAUUAGCGCUCCUCCUGCAACAAAUGCGACUAUUACAAACUCGACCAUUACAAAUUCGACAAUUUCCAAUGAGACGAUAUCAGCGACAACAUUGGCGCCGCCGCCAGUUGACCCUUCAGGGUUGCAAUUAACGAUCGAGCAACAAACAUGGGUUAGUUCUCUAGUUGCUAUUGGUGCUUUCUUCGGUGCCUUACCCACUGGUUAUAUAGCUGAUGCAAUUGGCAGACGUUACACCGCACUUAUUAUGGACGUACCUUUCAUUGUGGCAUGGCUGGCNAUUCGCAAUUCACUAAUAGGCAUUUCAACCGGAAGCUUUUGUGUUGUUACACCCAUGUACAUAUCGGAGAUCGCGGAGACAAGCAUACGUGGCACUCUGGGCACACUGUUUCAACUGCUGUUAACCUUUGGCAUAUUGCUGGUUUACCUUAUUGGUGCAGUGGUGUCUUGGACCACGCUGAGUGUCUUGUGCCUGAUGGUGCCGAUCGCGCUAUUCAUUGGCAUGUUAAUAUUGCCAGAGACGCCUACCUAUUUGUUGAAGAAGGGUCGUCGCGGUGAUGCUGCUCUGUCGCUGAAAUGGCUUUGGGGUCGCUAUUGUGACUCACGCUCGGGAAUACAAAUGAUUCAAGCAGAUCUGGAUCAAGCCGGCUCGGAUGCCUCCUUCAUCGAUCUGUUCCGCAAUCGCGCUGCUUUCCAAGGUCUCAUCA
Messenger RNA from Rhagoletis zephyria (snowberry fruit fly), 880 nucleotides. RefSeq names its product solute carrier family 2, facilitated glucose transporter member 8-like. The record is from RefSeq and is a predicted model, not a curated record. NCBI's taxonomy places the organism in Eukaryota, Metazoa, Arthropoda, Insecta, Diptera, Tephritidae. Gene Ontology annotation, cellular component: membrane. Gene Ontology annotation, biological process: transmembrane transport. Gene Ontology annotation, molecular function: transmembrane transporter activity.